GUUCGGUUGAUCACGUUGUCAGUUUGAAAUGGUGUCCCACUCAAUAGUGUUUCAGUUUGCACUCAUAUCUGCUGUAUUACUGUGGACAGUACGUUCACAAAACUACGUCACCAAGUACGAUAACAUAAAUUUGGAUGAAAUUUUCAACAGCGAGCGAUUGAUGAACAACUACAUGAAUUGCUUGAAGAAUGUGGGUCCGUGCACGCCGGAUGGAAAAGUGUUAAAAGAUAACCUGCCCGAUGCGCUAAUGAGUGAUUGCGUGAAAUGCUCCGAAAAGCAGCGCAUUGGGGCGGACGAGGUGAUCAAGUUCAUCAUAGCCAACCGGCCGGACGAUUUCGCGAUUCUGGAGAAACUAUACGAUCCAACCGGUGUGUACCGGCGGAAGUACUUGCGACCAGACGGAACACUCCUCACCGAAAAUGGCGACGGCGAAAACACGUUCGCUGCCAGUGGCGACGGAGCGAAUGCGACCGAAGCCCACACCACCGAGCAUAAUCUAGGCCCGUCUCAAGAUCACGGCCACGGCGAUGGUCACCAGUUCGAGAGUGAAAACUGA
This is a messenger RNA of Anopheles bellator, 556 nucleotides long. Its product is annotated as ejaculatory bulb-specific protein 3-like. The coding region runs from base 29 to 556 and encodes 175 amino acids. Lineage: Eukaryota; Metazoa; Arthropoda; Insecta; Diptera; Culicidae. The transcript is spliced from 2 exons. The record is from RefSeq and is a predicted model, not a curated record.